AGUAGACUAUUUUAUUUAGUCUGUUUUUGACAGUCGAGGAAGUUAUAAGUGUGUAUAGAUCGGUAGUGCAAAAUUAUUUUGAAAAAAUGCCGAAGAAGCUAAAAGUUGUAGUUAAAUCUCUGUAUUCUCACGAGAUCCGAAAGGACGUGAGCUUGAAAGACCUGAAAUCUCUUAAACUGGAAGAAGCAUGGCCUUUCAUCCGAGAUGAAAUAGAAAUCGAGAUAGGUAGCAGCCAGUUAGUUUGCAUCCCUCACAUAACAGAAGCAGAGUUGUACAAAGUUACGUCUCUUUUCGUUCAAAACGAAAAGCAGAAGGACGGUAAAAUGUUCACUCCCUUGGGUGAAUUACGAAAGAAUAUUAUUAAGGAAAAAUCUAACCCCGCUAUUGUGAAAUGGCUGGAGGAGAGUAAUUUUAUAGACCCGGAUUUUAAGUUUCCUCAUGAAAGCGUCAAGAUCACACUGCAAGACGAAGCGAUCAAGAAUAAAGUGCGUGUGAUUAUGGUAAAUUUCUCAGGCACCAUUGUUCCCAAAGAUAAAGAAUUACUCAACAACAUCUACUUGGAUGUUAAGAAUAUCAAAGCUCUUCAAGGUAAGAAGUCCGUGUACAUGAUUACCAACGUGCUCAUGGCCAAGACCAUUGAGUUCCGCGUGACGCGCGGCACGUCUUCAAGGAUCUUCCAUCUCGGUAACGCUUCGCCUCUCGUCUUCGGUUUGGAAGAGUACCUUAUCGGCAACGAUGGCAAACUCAUUGCUAAGGAACCAGUAAGCAUCAGGUCUAAAACAUUGAUGUGGCAGAAGGUUGAUCCUUCAGAUCAUCUCUACGUUCCUGAGCCUAAGGAAGGUGCUUGCAAAGUUUAGAUUGAAAUUAUUGUUUGCUGUAGCACGCUUGUGUGGUCCAUUCUACUUAAACUUAUCAUCUUAUUUAGCUCUUAUAAAUCUUUGUGCACUUUGCAAUUUUUAACACGUUUAUAUAUAUUGUAUCCAUAGAACUCAAUGUGUAUAAUAUAUGGAUAGCAAUAGCAUCAACAAGACAUAAAUAUAACUAAAAAAAAUAUAGCUAAGUAAAGUAGCUCUUAAAUACUAUAUCCACCACACUACCAGUGGUUUGCUUAGUGGUACGAUGGGUCCCGCGAGCAUUAGUUAACCACCUUGUGACUAGUACAUACAUAGGUAUAGUAACUUAUUAUAUAUUUAUAUAUGAAUGAGUAGAUUUGGAAUUUAUUAUCCUCCCUAACCUCAGCAAAAAAGCAGAAACCAUAACAGCCAACAAAAACAUUUUGGAUAAAAAACUCUUAAUGCAAUGUUAUUUCCGUAGCGAGUACUAGAAGUCCAAAUGGCGUUUUGUAAAACUUUUUUGUAGUAGCGUGUGUGCCGACUACCGAUAGGUAGUGCUUAAAAUACUUUGCACG
Hyposmocoma kahamanoa is the source of this 1408-nucleotide messenger RNA. RefSeq lists its product as uncharacterized. The record is from RefSeq and is a predicted model, not a curated record. The transcript is spliced from 4 exons. Lineage: Eukaryota; Metazoa; Arthropoda; Insecta; Lepidoptera; Cosmopterigidae. The coding region runs from base 87 to 857 and encodes 256 amino acids.